GACGGCCCGAGACUCUUCUCCUUCUCAAUCUCCACGCCACCUCGCCGGAGCGGGAGGAGGAGGCAGGUUGGUCGAUCCGAUCGCGCAGGAGGCUUCCGGGGAGAUGGGGAGCUUGCCAGGAGGCGGCGGCGGCGGCAAGGUGGGGUUGCCGGCGUUGGACGUGGCGCUCGCGUUCCCGCAGGCUACGCCGGCAUCCCUCUUCCCUCCCGCCGUAUCGGAUUACUACCAGUUUGAUGAUUUGCUUACCGAUGAAGAGAAGGCACUUAGGAAGAAGGUCCGCAGCAUUAUGGAGAGAGAAAUUGCACCCAUUAUGACUGAGUACUGGGAGAAAGCAGAAUUUCCCUUCCAUGCCAUUCCCAAGCUUGCAGCUCUUGGCUUAGCUGGAGGGACAACAAAGGGAUUUGGUUGCCCAGGACUCUCACUUACAGCUAGUGCUAUUUCUAUUGCAGAAGUUGCACGGGUGGAUGCAAGCUGCUCCACAUUUAUUUUAGUGCAUUCCUCUUUGGCAAUGAGCACAAUUGCACUUUGUGGAUCAGAGGCUCAAAAGCAGAAGUAUUUACCAUCACUGGCACAGUUUAGAACAGUUGGUUGCUGGGCAUUGACAGAGCCGGAUUAUGGAAGCGACGCAAGUUCAUUGAGGACUGCAGCGACCAAGGUGCCUGGCGGUUGGCAUUUGGAUGGCCAAAAACGCUGGAUAGGCAACAGCACUUUUGCAGAUGUGCUCAUCAUCUUGGCUAGGAAUUCAGAUACAAACCAACUAAAUGGAUUUAUUGUCAAGAAAGGAGCUCCUGGUUUGAAAUGUACAAAAAUUGAAAACAAAAUUGGACUCAGAAUGGUUCAGAAUGGUGACAUUGUUAUGAAUAAAGUAUUUGUCCCUGAGGAAGAUAGAUUAACUGGAAUCAAUUCAUUUCAGGACAUAAACAAGGUCCUUGCUAUGUCACGCAUUAUGGUGGCAUGGCAGCCAAUUGGGAUAUCAAUGGGGGUCUUCGACAUGUGUCAUCGGUAUUUGAAAGAAAGGAAGCAAUUUGGAGCUCCGCUUGCAGCUUUUCAGCUCAACCAAGAAAAGCUUGUUCGGAUGCUAGGCAACAUCCAAGCCAUGCUUCUUGUUGGUUGGCGCCUGUGCAAGCUGUAUGAAUCAGGCAAAAUGACGCCAGGCCAUGCUAGUUUAGGCAAGGCAUGGACAUCCAGGAAGGCUAGGGAGGUGGUUUCUCUUGGCCGGGAGCUACUGGGCGGCAACGGAAUUUUGGCUGAUUUUCUGGUAGCAAAGGCGUUCUGUGAUCUUGAGCCAAUCUUCUCGUACGAAGGCACAUAUGACAUCAACAGUCUGGUGACCGGAAGAGAAAUCACCGGGAUCGCGAGCUUCAAACCUGCUACAUCAACAAAAUCCCGCCUUUAAUAUAUUUUUUUUCAUUUCAAAUGUUCAUAUCUUCAAUCAAACAAAUAAAUAUAACUUCCACCCUGUAUUCUUAUGGGAACAAUAAAAGGAAUAGAAAAUCAUAUAUUUUACAAAAGAAAAACAAGAGUUAUUUGCAUUCUUUUGCUAA
Molecule: messenger RNA, 1544 nt
Organism: Oryza brachyantha (malo sina)
Lineage: Eukaryota; Viridiplantae; Streptophyta; Magnoliopsida; Poales; Poaceae
Product: acyl-coenzyme A oxidase 4, peroxisomal-like
Exons: 13
Coding region: 104-1396 (430 amino acids)
Biological process (GO): fatty acid beta-oxidation
Cellular component (GO): peroxisome
Molecular function (GO): acyl-CoA dehydrogenase activity; flavin adenine dinucleotide binding
Source: RefSeq, a predicted model, not a curated record